Messenger RNA from Charadrius vociferus (killdeer), 780 nucleotides. It is a transcript of the gene HYLS1, whose product is annotated as hydrolethalus syndrome 1. NCBI's taxonomy places the organism in Eukaryota, Metazoa, Chordata, Aves, Charadriiformes, Charadriidae. The transcript has a single exon. The coding region runs from base 1 to 780 and encodes 259 amino acids. Gene Ontology annotation, biological process: cilium assembly. The record is from RefSeq and is a predicted model, not a curated record. Gene Ontology annotation, cellular component: non-motile cilium; centriole.
AUGGAGGAGGCGAUGGGAGCGGAGGACGAGGAGGAGCUGAGCCAGCUGUACGCCCAGGAAGGAGGCAACCAGGAGCGCGCCGAUCCCUACGCUGAGGCCUCCCUGGCUUUGGGGGUGCAGCCAACCCCCCCUACGUUUUCCGGGGACCGGAGGGGACCCAGGCGGUUGGUAAUGAAAAGGAAGGUGCUGAGGCGCAGACCCGACGGAGGGGUAGAGGUCUCGGAUGAGUCGGUCACCAGCGAGUCGGAGAGCGAGGCCGAAAUUCGGAGCCUGAGGCAGAAACUGCUUCAGCUACGGACCGAUCCGGAAGACAGCAUCUCCGAGGGGGAAAUCGAGACGAGCAGCAGCUCCCCCGAUGAAUCCUCCCCUCGCCGGUGGCCCUGUGGGGACAGUCCUCCCUUUCUCCUCGAGGAUUUUGGGAGCCAGAGCCCUCCUGCUUCUCAGUACGCCGCUGCGGCGGGGCAACCCAAAUCCUUCAUUCCCCCCCGGUUUGAGCCGUUGGGCCGUAACCGGGGCAAAACCGACCGAGUGGCUAAAUAUUUUGAAUAUAAACGAGAAUGGGAAAAAUUCCGAAUCCCGGGAGAGGAUCAGCGGCAAGAACUGCGCUGGCUUAUCAGGGAACAGAUGCUCUUCCGGCCCGAGCUCCCCAGCAAACCGCACCACCUCUACGUCCCCAACGCUUACGCCGUGCCCACCGAAAAGAAACGAGCUGCCCUGCGUUGGAAGGUCCGCUGGGACCUGGCCAAGGGCCUCCACCCCCCAAAAAACACCUCCUCCUGA